CAGAGAGUUUCUAAGAAAAGCUGCAAGGAGGUUUUAUAGUCUGGGACUUGAUACACAGCUACAAAUUCACAUUCAUCGCUUGGAGGAAAAGAUCUUGGAAAGGAAGAUGCUGCAAUUCUCUAUGGGAGCUCUGCUUCUUCUUCCACUCUGGUUUGGUGGACUGGCCAUCGGAGAGAUCAGCAAAAACUUCUCCCAGUGUCUUGAUUUCUUCUACAACAGAACUCCACCACAGGGUAUCACUGCAGAGGUGUAUCAGCCAAUAUGCCAGCGCUACAAAAACCAGUACCGCUUUGCCAGCCUGUAUCAGCGUCAGCAUCGUGCACCUUUAUACUCUGCGUACAUACUCAGUCCUGCAGAUGGCAAACGACCCGAUGUCAGCGGGAUGUAUGAACCACAGCUGGAGUCUCGCACAGCCGAUCCAAAUAUGAAGCCUUUUCUGAUCCCACAACCCCUCUACCGGAAAGUGAAGGUGAGCCAGGCGGUGUUUGCGGACUACAAAGACUCUGGCUACACCAGAGGCCAUCUCAAUCCCAGCAUGCACCAGAGGACAAUGAAUGACCGUACGGCCACCUUCACCUUGACAAACAUUGUCCCUCAGCGGAAGGGCUCCAACGCAGGCACCUGGAAUUCACUGGAGAGGGAGGUGCUAAGAAGAAAGGCCUUCUGCAGAGGGAAGAUGUACGUGAUCACCGGGACCAUGCCUUAUAGGUCUGGAGCUCACCGGAUCAAUAAGAGGGUGUCUGUUCCUGAGUACAUGUGGUCAGCUUACUGCUGCCCUUCUUACAGAUCUGACCUUCCUGGGUACAUGAAACCAUUUUUCCCCACAUAUGCUGCAGUCGGGAGAAAUGACCCUAACAGUGGAGAGGAAAUUGUGCCAAUGGAUCCCGAUGCGAAUGCUGAGGAGCAGGGCUAUGAUGUGAGGCGGAUGUCCCUGGAGACCCUAGAGGGUAUCCUAAUCACACGGCUAAGAAUGCCUGUCAGUCUGUUUAAGGGGCACUGUAAGAACAAAGAAUGACACUCUUAUAGGUGUGCAGUAGUCAUUAAAUACAGCACAUCCUUUAUUUCUUCAUUACUGAAUGAAUAUUUGACUAAAAGGCUGUCUUGUCUUGUGUCUGUUUAAAGUGUUUGUUAUAU
Molecule: messenger RNA, 1134 nt
Organism: Thunnus maccoyii (southern bluefin tuna)
Lineage: Eukaryota; Metazoa; Chordata; Actinopteri; Scombriformes; Scombridae
Product: endonuclease domain-containing 1 protein-like
Exons: 3
Coding region: 107-1015 (302 amino acids)
Molecular function (GO): hydrolase activity; nucleic acid binding; metal ion binding
Source: RefSeq, a predicted model, not a curated record